Molecule: messenger RNA, 2188 nt
Organism: Myxocyprinus asiaticus (Chinese sucker)
Lineage: Eukaryota; Metazoa; Chordata; Actinopteri; Cypriniformes; Catostomidae
Product: protein tyrosine phosphatase type IVA 2-like
Exons: 8
Coding region: 1005-1511 (168 amino acids)
Biological process (GO): protein dephosphorylation
Cellular component (GO): nucleus
Molecular function (GO): protein tyrosine phosphatase activity
Source: RefSeq, a predicted model, not a curated record
ACAACACCAGAAUUGACGCCUUGUUACGGGACGGAGGUCCCGUUAGUACGAGAGCUAGCAGAGAUUGUUUAGCAGAGAUGGGCCGCUUCUGUUAAAUUAAUGGGAGAAAUUGGAACACUCAACCAAGGAGCUCUGAGCGCCCAACCGUCAACGGACGUAGAAAGGAAGUCCCGCCUUACAGUUAAAAGAGGCAAUCACCUUUUAGAUGCAGACAUAUCUGUCAAUCAUCUUUAGAAGACGCAUGCGCAUUUGCUAUACAAGCCGGGACAAUUGCUUUUUUUAUUUUUUAGCGUAAUAUGAGAUAGGAGCUGCACUGGCAUGACUGCAAAAACCCUCCUUAGAGCGUUCCAAAAAUGGCCGACAGUGGACUGACUUGCUAGAAGACUUUGCGAUUUAGCCGGCUAGCAGCCAUAGCCUCUUUGUAACCGUAUUCAUAUGUACCGCCAGCUCUUUGUGCCAAGUAGAGACAGUCACAAAUGGUGAAGAUAGAAUGCAGAGUUCUCAACUUGUUUUCUGUUCACUUAUUGAAAGCUGCACAUUUAUGGCGUUUGUCAGUGUGAGUGGAGACUUUUGCCAGGCACAGCACCUGGUCAUUGUAGACAAGUGAAAAGAGGGCCUGCCAUAUGAAGAUUGUACUACUCGACUGCCUGUCUUACAUUCUGCACUUUCGGGGAGCAUCUUUUAUUGUCCAAAGCUAAAGUGUAUGAAUCAGUUUGAGCCAAUCCAGCAUUUUUCCGCUCUCUGGUGCCAGCUGAUUAUCUCUCAUCUCCUGAAUGGGGUAAUUCGAAAUUGUAGACCAGAAGGAUAGUCACCUUCUUUAGUUUUUUAUUUUGAAACCGAGGGAUUGUGAAAGUGGUAUCCAUCUCCUAUUUUCUUUUGAAAAUACUCAGAGAUUUACCUAAACGCAUAUUGCUAGAUCUGUUUAUUUCUUUCCCUUUGGAAGAAUAUUUUCCUCAAGUAGUUUUUUUGUGUAAGUGCAAGUAAACCUUCAUUUGAGUGUCAAAAUGAAUCGCCCUGCUCCUGUUGAGAUCACUUACGAUUGCAUGAGGUUUCUCAUCACCCACAAUCCCACCAAUUCACAGCUGACCAAGUUUACAGAGGAAUUAAAGAGCUUCGGAGUGCAGACGCUUGUUCGGGUUUGUGAUGCAACUUAUGAUAAGACACCAGUGGAAAAAGAAGGCAUCGAAGUUUUGGAUUGGCCUUUUGAUGAUGGGUGUUCGCCCCCUGACCAAAUUGUUGAUGACUGGUUGAACCUCCUCAAAUGUAAAUUUAAAGAUGAACCAGGCUGCUGCAUUGCAGUACAUUGUGUUGCCGGAUUGGGACGAGCUCCUGUUUUGGUGGCCAUAGCCUUAAUCGAGUGUGGGAUGAUGUAUGAAGAUGCUGUCGAGUUUAUUCGUCAGAAAAGACGUGGGGCUUUUAACGCCAAACAACUUCUUUACCUUGAAAAAUACAAACCCAAGAUGCGCCUGCGCUUCAAGGAUGCUAAUGGUCAAAACUGCUGCAUUCAGUAAAGUAACAUUCAUCAAAGGAUUUUUGAAAAUUGUCAUUAUUAUUAUUGCUAGUGUUGUUAUUAUCAGUUUUUAUUUGAUUAUUAUAUUGGACCAGGAUUUUGCUGUAUUACAGUGCCAAGCACGCAAACAGGUUGGUCAGUAUUAGUGUCUGGAUCGCUAUAUUUAACUAAAUAACUAAACUCUAGUCAAUCAUGUAAACUUACAGACAAUGCAGUCUAUCACUAGUGAUGUUUUCAUGGCAACAGACACAUUGAUAUAAUGACUGAUUGCAGUUGUUUGUGUUUUAUGACAUCUCUCUAAAACUUGGUGUCUACAAAUUGUCUGGAUUGUGUAACAAAUCAUGGUACAGUGAUCAUCAGACAGACUGCAUUGAUUGAAAAAAAAAAAAAUGUAAAAAAGAAUCACUGUGUUGGUGCGUAUAAUGGACAGUCCUUGAAGACUUUAAGCUUCUCCAAAGUUACAUGGGCACAACUACUGUAUCUAAUGCUAUAGAUAUUAAACAUUCCAAGACAUAUUAACAGGACUGAUGGACACUAGAUUUUGGUCAUCAGUACAAUGGAGGAAUUGAUGAAAUCCCAGAUUAUCCAAUCAAGAACACUUGUCACUCUCCAAACUGGUUGUUGAAAUGAGUCAAAUCCGAAUAAAUAAUAAUAAAAAUAUGAAAUAUUUUGUUGCCA